AGAAGACAAACGUCUGAAUUUAUCUAAAUAAAAUUAUAUGUUAUUUUAAAGGUGUUAAAUCAAAUUUAUUUUUAAUUUGCCAUGCUGCCAAAGACACCCAAGCCAGCGAUUUGGAAAUUCAUCAAGGGCAGCGCCAAAACACUUUUUGUACUCGAAGCCGUCUGCUUUGCAGCCAGCUACGGACUUUACUAUCGCAUGAACACGGACCAAGAAUUCCGCCAAUAUAUCAACGAAAAGUAUCCCUUUGCACUGGAUUAUUACUACAAAAUCGGUGAGAUUGUCGGCGACAGCAAUAUUCGGCAAACGGACGCAAAUUAUUGGAGCUCUCAAGCGGCCAAAUUUAAUAACGAUAGGAAAGAAUAA
Molecule: messenger RNA, 363 nt
Organism: Drosophila sulfurigaster albostrigata
Lineage: Eukaryota; Metazoa; Arthropoda; Insecta; Diptera; Drosophilidae
Product: protein CEBPZOS
Exons: 2
Coding region: 82-363 (93 amino acids)
Source: RefSeq, a predicted model, not a curated record